AUGGCCCGCCGCAUCCUCAUCGUCGGCGGUGGCAUCGGGGGUUGCACCGCGGCAAUCGCCCUCGCCCAGGCUGGGGCAGACGUCACUGUCUACGAGCAGGCGCACACGCUGCUGGAGAUUGGGGCCGGCAUCAACGUGCAAGCGGUCGGCGGCGCGCCUGACGGCAAAGCGGCCCGCUGUGUGGGCGACUCGCCCGGCCUGGAGCUGGCGUUGGACCGCUGCCUGGGCGCCCUCAGCUAUUCCCAGGCGCCGGUGCCAUCGGCGUCCACGUGUACGAUAAAGUCCCCGCCGUUGUGCGCGCUGCUGACGCCGCCCGCGUGGGCCGGCUUAGCGGCGCCUUUUUUGCUCGUGGGCUUCGCGAUCGGGGUGGCUACCCGCGUCCCACGGGUUCGGUGCAAGUGCUGGACCUCUCGCGGCACCGUGCGGUGCCUCUUCGAUCGGAACGAGCUGAUCCCUGUGCCGUAUUGCGACGAGUGCUUCAUCUUCGACCCGAUCUCGGCCGCGGAGCUCGCGGAGUUUGCGAGACGGGGCAAAAUGCUGGCGGCGGUGCACGGGAUUAAGGGCGCUGCCGCGACGGCGCCCGACACCGUCUGGAGGGUGGCCGACCCUGCGCACGAGGCCUUCGCCUCCGCGGCCCCCGAGGCCGCGAUCGCCGACCGACCCGCCUGCUUCGUGGCGCGCGACGGCAGCGGCCUCGCGCUGGUGGAUCGACGCUGGGCGCACGCCGAGGCGGUCGAGGCCGGUCGCGAGGAGGCUUGGCGUCUGGAGCAGGAGGACGCCCUCAAUUCGAAGAUCGAGCACUUCCCGUUCUCGGGGCCCCGCGUGGCGGUCGAGUUCCUGCAGGGCCUCCGCGCCCAGGGUCAGUCUCUCACGACCCACCGCGAGUGGGCGCGGAAGUCGGGCGUCAACGUGCACGGCGCCGCCGCCCGCGAGCACUUCUUCUUGUCUGAGGUGCUCCGCUGGCAGGUGCAGUUCGACCAGCUGGACGUCUCGAUGCUGGUGCCCGACUUCACGGGCCUCGACGUCUCGAUGAGUGCGUCCACCGACGAGAGCGGCGCGGCCACGACGGCGGUUUUCUCACAGCGGGUGGCGGACCGUCAGAAGGACCAGGAAGCCCCGCUUGAGCUUCUCAAGACCAACGACAUGUAUGACGCCUCGGUCUUCGACGCCGACUGCUUGAAGAUCUGGGAGCGCCCGACCAGUCCCAUGCCGCUGGAGUCGGUGCUGACGGGCUUCGGCCUCGCGCAGUACCUGGAGCCCGACCUGCUGGCGCGCGGGCUGGGCGGGCUGCGGACCUCCAUCCGCGCCCGCAUCGCGCCGUUCUUCCGCGCCAAGAAGGACGGCUCGCAGCGCGUGAUCGUCGAUGCCCGCGAGGCCAACCAGCUCAUGCAGGAGCCCCCCCGCGCGCAGCUCGGGGGCCCAGGUUUCUACCAGCGCCGCGCCAAGCGGCUCGGACGGCGGUUCGGCGUUGAGUUUGGUUCCGCGGCCCGCGAGCGGGGCGUCGCCCCGUGCUGCGAAGAGGGCGCCGAGAAGGAGCUCCUCGUCGGUGGCGACACCGCCCUGCACUUUGUCAUGGAGGUGCACUCCAUGGGCUUCAGCUGGGCCCUCUACAUCUGCCAGUCGAUCAGGGGGGGCGCGGCGUUCUCGGCGGCGGGCCCGCGGGCCAUGGCUCCAGGUCGCCCCCCGCUACCGCUGGGCGGCCUGCUGCGCGAGGGCGCUCCCGCGCCGCCCGCGCCUUUGGUCUCUCCGGGGCGUCCCGCGUUCUCGGUGCACGUCGACAACGGCGCGGUGAUGUGCUUCAACCGCGACGACGCGCAGCGCGGCGUGGACCGCCUCGCGCGGCUGGAGAAGAUGGGCUUCAUUGUCCACGACGUCGAACCCGCCCAGACCGAGGUCACCCACGCCGGCAUGCGCUUCCUGGGCGGGUUCCAGCGCCAGCUGCUGCCCACCGAGAAGUACACUUGGCGACUCUACCUGGCUAUCGAGCGGCUGCUGCAGCAGGGCGGCUGUCACGGUGUCGCGCUGGGGCGCGUCGUCGGGCACGUCGGGAAUCACUUCCUCCUGAUGGCGCGGGGCUCGUCUGCCUUGGACCACUGCUAUCGCUUCUUGCAGCGCCGUGGCCGUCGCGCGCGGGGCCGGUUCAGCGAUGGCCUCGAUGCCGAGUUGCGCGUCCUGCAGGGCCUCGUGGAGCUCGUCGACGUGGACCUCGCAGUUCACGAUCGAGGAGGCCAACCUCGCGAGAACCGCGUUGCGGCGUGCGCCCCGCACCUGGCCGCCGAGUUCGGGUCGCUCGGCCUGGACAUCGCCGGCGUCGCGGCGCAGGCAGGCCCGCCUCGCGCGGGGCCCCUUUCCCUGCCCCGCCGGCGCCGGGCGCCCUGCCGCGUGGUUGAGGCCUCGGACGCAUUCCACUCGCUGGACGACGCCUGGGCUGACCCCGACCGCUGGCUCAACAUCGCGAAGGGCGGCUGGGCCUGCCACAGCGCCAUUCACCUGAUGGAGGCGGCGGCCAUCGCGAUCGGCGCCGAGAUCGCCGGGCACCUCGGGCGCAUCGAGAGCGCGCGCAACUGCACAGACUACGACUCCCGAGCUGCUGACCGUGGAGAGGCUAGCUACGCGAUGGGGAUCUUGGGGCGCGCUGUACGACCAGAAGCACAGCGCGUCACGAACCCCUCGCUCCAGCCGAUGCUCUUCGUGCCGCGCGGGACGUCCGCGUCGCCCGAAGUGGCCUGGCGCGCCAACCUUGCGGGCGCCUGCCCUCCAGGCCUGUGCCGCGCUUGGGCCGCCAUGGCCGCUGGGGCGGCGCCCCGCGGCGCACGGCUCGGCUCGGCCGAGGGCGGCGACGCAGCGUGGCGCGGCCAGUGGCACGCUGCGCUACUGCGGGCCGCUGGGCUCGGCGCCGGCCCCCAUCGGGCUCGGCCGCCGGCCGAGCGAGCCCCGAGGGCGGCCGCCCGCGCCGCCCGCGCGGGCGCGCGGCAGGCGGCGGCGAUAACGACCCCAGCCCGGGCGUCUGCCUCGCGCCAGCGCCACCUGAAGACCGAGAGCGCCACGGCUAGGACCGCCACCGCCUACGAGAAUUGGCAUCGAAGCGCGGUCCGCUCUUGCGGCCGAGCGCUGCCGACCGACCUCGCGAAGCUCAAUGGGAUCCUGGAGGCGUCCAUCACGGAGCUGUACUUCGACGGCGAGGCCGUCAGCUCCGGUCCCAUGACGCUGGCGGCGGUCGCAUUCAGCCCCAACCUCAGCUUCGGAGGCAAGGGCGUCCUGCCUCGCGCCAAGCGCGCCCGCGGCUGGCGCAAGGGGGGGCCCGAGCAGGGCGACGACGGGCUGGUCGCAUCUCGAGCGGCGGUGCCGAUGCAGGACGGGCACUUCCGGCCCUCGGAGGUGCUCAACAUCAGGCGCGCUGAUUUAGCCGACGUUUCCGCUCGGGGCCCGCUGGCAGUCACGGUAGCUCCAGCUGCGCCUCGGUCGCCCGACGAGGAGGGACAGGCGACGCCGCCCGCGAACACGGGCAAAUACGACGACGCCGCGCUGAUCCACGACGCCGUCUCCGUGGCAGCGGGCCGCGUGUACUUCCGCAAGCUCGUGGCGUCGCUGCUGGCCGCUGUAGGGACCUCGGGUUCCUCCGAGCUUUUCCCGAGCCUGACGCUCGCGAAGUUCGAGCGCCUCGUCGGGGGCGCCGCGGCCGACGCCGGCCCGGCGGAGCUCCACCUCACGCCUCGCAUGCUUCGCCACGGCGGCCCGAGCGAGGACGCGCUCGGCCGCCACCGCUCCCUGGCGGAGGUGCAGGAGCCUGACCCUCGCAAUGGCGGAACACCGCAGCUUCCACCGCUGUUCGUCCGUCGUGCCAUCGGCGUGCUGGACCGCCUGGGCGUCACCGUUGAGAGGCUCAAGGACCCAGUGCUGGCAGAUGGCAUAGAGACGAGCAAGAUCGAGUACUUCACGGUCGACGGUGUGCUGAUCGCCGACGAGCCAUGUGGGCUCGCGAAGGGCGACGCACACCCGCAGUUCUCGCUGCACCGGGCCAAGUUCCACAACCUACUGCUCGCGAGAGCCAGGGAGUUGCUGGGCGAGGACCGCGUCAUCCUCGACCGCGGCUUCGUCGGCAUGGACCGCGCCGACGAUGGCACGGUGACCGUGCAGUUCCAGACGAGAAGUGGAGAGAUGGUGCCGCCGGUGUCGUGUGACUUGUUGGUCGGCGCGGACGGCCUGAAGAGCCGUGUGCGGGCGCAGCUGCUGGGCGACGGCCUGCCCAAGUACACGGGCAAGACGAUCUUCCGGGGGCUCUGCGAGGUGGACGCCCCCAUCGGCAACGGCACGACGGUCGAAUUGUGCGGGAACGCGCAGGGGGCCUUCAUCUGCUAUCCGAUCAGCGAGGGCAUUCAGGGGCAACGCGGGGUCGAGAGUUGGACCAGCCUGGCCGACGUGGCCGAUAUCCAGGACGAGCUCUCUGCCCUGGGCAGCAACGUCUUCGGUGGCCUCACGCCCCUGCAGAUAGCCCAGAAGACGGGUGCCACGCAGGCCAUCAUGGAUGCUGAGGCUCUUGGAGAGGCCUACAAGAAAGCGGCUUCGGAGGGCACCGGUGUCAGGGGCACCGUCAAGCUUUACUCGGAUAUGCGCUGCGCUGUUUCUGGAAAGGUGGUGAUCGCCAACCGGGACAUGGGUUCCACCGCGGUGCUCCGGGAGGUGGAGAAAAAGUGCGCAGGUAUGUCCAGGGAACAAAAGGAGGAAUGGAUUGGCAGCCACGGUCGCCAACUAUUCGAGGACGUCAUUCAAAGCUACAGGGCCUCCAUGCCCAAGAGCGUGAGCGCCGUGCCGGCGAGCAAAUGA
This is a messenger RNA of Prorocentrum cordatum, 4824 nucleotides long. NCBI's taxonomy places the organism in Eukaryota, Dinophyceae, Prorocentrales, Prorocentraceae. The record is from the annotation of a GenBank genome assembly.